AUGUCACCAACUCUGUUGCCGAAUCUUCGUAGGUUGCAUUGGUUAGAUAACGGAGAAGACCAAUUUCCGCUAUCGCAUUAUCUCCUUGUGUCGCCUAUUACGUUGAUGAAGCUCAGACCCGCCUCUUGGUGGACACCCUCUUCUACCAAAUCUACGUUGUUAACUUCCCUUGGAACGAGUCGGUGUCCAACCAUUCGGGAACUCGAAUGUGUAUACCAAGGAGAUGAUAGUGAGUUCUCAGAUGUAAUAUGCGAAGCUGUAUGUGGCUUGCGGGAGCUCUCCCAUCUUCGCACAGGGGUCCUUAAUCCACGAGCACUUCUUCACUUGGCAUCUCUACCUUCGUUGAAGUGUCAGUACUCCAGGACAUAUAACUACAACAGCACACAAACCAAUGCCACUCCAACAUUUCGUGCCCAACUCGAUCAAGUGGACAUCUCUUCACCGUCACCUUCCGUUCUUGCUCGCUGUCUCAGAAACAUCCAGUUUCUCUCUUGUCGAUCAGUAGAGUUAUACAUCGGUAAUGCCGAUCAGAUUCAUUCAGCGCUACCUCAUGGUCCACUGGGUAUUCCAGAACUCAUCAUCUCCUUAUCCGAGUACUUCUCCCCUACCCUCGAACGACUCUCUGUCACCCUCUUCAACAAACUUCCUGAACCCACACUUGCUGAUCUCCGUUCACCAUAUAUCUUUGAUGUGAUUGCCCCAUUUCUGUCUUUCAUGCAAUCCUUGCCUCAGCUCGAGGAAUUUUACUUUGGAAGUAGGGGCUCGUUGGCUGAUCCAGCCAUCUAUCACUUUCAUGGGACUCGUUCACCUCAUGCAAUACUGCAAGCGCUUGAGACCAGUUCACAUGACCUUGACGCCGACGAGGUAGACACCUUCAGUGGGCCGUUCAUCCCCGACGAGAAGAUCACCGAACUCUUCUUUGGGACGUCUCCGAUCGACGAUUCCCUCGUCAUGGCAUGUCAACUACAUGCAUUGCUACCAAACUUGACCAAUGUUUACUACGACUUCGCCAGCAGACCGCCGUUGGAAGAUUUCCAGGCAGAGUGGACGAGUUCCUGGGGGUGCUUAUUAUAG
Molecule: messenger RNA, 1074 nt
Organism: Suillus paluster
Lineage: Eukaryota; Fungi; Basidiomycota; Agaricomycetes; Boletales; Suillaceae
Exons: 2
Coding region: 1-1074 (357 amino acids)
Source: RefSeq, a predicted model, not a curated record